CUUUAUAUCCAGUGUUUCCUCAAAGUAAGAAUCACGGUGUUUGCUUCUGUCGCGACUUGUUGUGUAUCUGCAGCGUGUUUACUUCAGGGACGUUAACGUGAACUUUCUCCCAGCUUCACUUCAUCUCUCGUCCCGAUGGAGUCUCACAGACUGAGCACAGUGCAGCAGCACAGUCCCAGAAGCAACCAGGAGAACUUCUUUGGAGUCAGGGUCGCGGUCCAAGGGAUUAAAGGUCAACCCUACGUGGUUCUGAACAGUUCUGGCCAGGAGAGCCACCAGGACAUCUCUGUGAUCACUCACCAGUCAGGGUACAAUCCAGGCAUGGUGAGGACGUCUGUGGAUGGAAGACAGUCUCCCUCUGAGUCACAGAGGACUGCAGCCUCCUCCGUGUUUCAUUAUCAGAAACACCCUGAGAUUCUGAGACCUUAUGACCCUGAGAGUAAUAACCUGAACCGAGUAGUUCCUCCACCGGCCUCUUCAGUCGCUCAGCCAGGGCGCACCAACGUUCCUCCUAAUGGGAACAAACCCAGGAUCCCCCUGCCUGCGGAGAGCCUGGAGGUCGAGCAGAGUGAGGUGGCUCAGACUCAGACGCCUCCUUCAGGUCGACACCUCCCGGGAAGGUCCCCAAACUCAGUGGACACAGACUCCAUCGUAUCUGUAGGGAAGCUAAUAAGCCAGUUCAACAACAGCCAGCGGAGGGGAAGGGGUGGCCCGAGGAACAGGCUGGAUCCGGAGCAGUGUCGGAGGUCACGCAGCGCGGACAGCAGUCGAACUUCAGACUCCUCGUCUUCGUCCACUUCCUCCAGCAGAGCCUCGUCUCUGAAGGCCAUCAGGGGCGAGACCCCAGGUGGGAUAUAUCCUCCAGGGUCAGCCAGGGCGAGACUCCUCAGCGGAGAGGUCUCUUUGGCGAGCAGGAGGGAGGAGAACAAGCCCAGCACACUGCUUAGAGGACAAAAUGGAAGAGACACAAAGACACCGCCGAUGUCUCCACAUGCUGCUAAACUGCUCCACAGAGCAGAGAAACCCUCCAUCACUAGCAGUGACCAGACUGAUGACUCUGAUGAAAGAGACAUGCAGGUCACCCCUGAUCUUCUGAAAGGACAGCAAGAGGUCUCAGUAGACCCACCUGAAGACACAGCAAAACAGAUACCGUUUACUUACCUCAAGGAUGGGACGACGGAUGAUGACUCCACCACUCAGAGGAAAGUCAGCCAGCUGCUUGAAAAGGUCAACAAGUCUGCUGAAAAUGUGGAGGAGGAGGAGAAUGACUGUGCGGUUGAGGUGGCGCUUUUGCGGGAGAAACAGGCGGCGCUGGAGAACAAAGUGUCCGAAUUAAAGCAACAACUGGAAACUGAGAUGAAGAAUGAAAAGACUCUGGCCAAAGCUUGUGAGAAGGCCAGAACAGAGAAGAAGAAACUUCAGGAAGAGUUGUCCAGAAGUCAGGAGGAGCUCUUCAAACUCAGGGACAGACUGAAAGACAUCGAAGAAGAGCUUCAGUCUACCAAACAGGAGCUGAAUCAGAUGAAGGCAGAGAGAGCCAGAUCUAAGACGGAGAUGAAAGACCUUCAGCUGCAGCUCUCGGAGAUGCACGACGAGCUGGACCGAGCCAAGAAGGCCGAGGUGAUAAAUACAGAGAAAGAGGUCCUUCUGAAGGACAUGGCGCAGCUGCGUGUGGAGUUUCAGGAGGUGCUACAGGUGAAGGAGGAGCAGGAGGACGUGCUGCACCGCAGGGAGAGGGAGCUCGGUGCCCUGAAGGGGGCGCUCAAAGAGGAGGUGGAGACUCACGACAGCUACAUGGCGGCCCUGAAGGAGGAGUAUGAAAAUGAGCUUGAAAAGCUGCUCAGGGACUUGGAUCUGGCUAAAGAGAACAAUGCUCUGCUGGGUAAAGAGAGGGUCGACGCAGAGGAGGAGACGGGCGCAGCCAAGGUGCAGCUGAGGGAGCUGAGCCAGGAGAGAGAUAAGCUGCGAGAGAAGGUGCAGGAGCAGAGCAGCAAGGUGGAUCAGCUGAGUCAGGCCAUCCAGGAGUGUAAGACCACUGAGAGACUGCUGGAGCAGAGAGCGAAGCAGCUGGAGAGGGAAAAGCAGCAGGUUGAGGAGGCGCUGAAAGACGUGAGGAGGAACGAGGAGGAGAUGUGUCAGUCCAACCAGUCGCUGCUCACUCGCCUGGAGGACGUGCAGAGUAAGCUGACCAAGCUAAAUCAUGAGCACAGGGACCUGAAGGAGAAGCUUAAGGAGGAGAGGAAACAGAUAGAGGAGCUGUGGAACGCAAAGACUGAACUGGAGGAUGAGAGGAGGCUGCAGGACAGGACAGUGGAGCAACUGCAGAGAAAGAUGAAUAUCAUCAUGGAGGAGUGCGAGGCGUCCACAGAUGUACUUCAGAACCAGGUCGACGAGGCCAGAGAGAGGAGUCAGAGGGAGUUGGACGAGCUGCGGAGACAGCUGCAGGAAAAGGGAGCAGAGCUGGAGAAAUCCCGACUGGCCGCCAAAAAGCUGCAGGAAGAGCUGCUUCCUCUGGAGGAGGAUCUGCACCGGUGUCGCAGGGAGCAGCAGGAGGCCCUGCAGAGGGGCCGGCAGCUGGAGCAGAAGGUGGAGGAGCUGGAGGAGAGGAACGCAAGCACAGCUGGGGAGAGAGAGCGACAGGUCAAACUCAUGGAGGUACGUAUCAAUCAGCUGGAGGAAGAUCUCAAUGACGAGCGCGGCAGUGCUGACCGCCUGAUGGAACGAUUAGACAAGACCAAAGCGCAGAUGGAUCAGAUGAGGAACGAGCUGAUGCAGGAGAAAGCAGCCAGGCAGGACCUGGAGUGUGACAAGACGAGCCUGGAGAGACAGAAUAAAGACCUGAAGAGCCGAGUGACUCAUCUGGAAGGAUCUCAGAGAACCAACCAGGAUUCACUCGUCUCCAAACUGAACAGCCGCAUCCAGGAACUGGAGGAAAGGCUGCAAGGAGAGGAGAGAGACAACAACAGCCUGCAACAAGCGAACCGCAAGCUGGAGCGCAAAGUGAAGGAGAUGAAGAUGCAGGCGGACGAGGAGCACGUCAACCUGCAGAGCGAGAGAGACCAGCUGACUCAGAGGCUGAAGACGGCGAAGAGGCAGAUGGAUGAGGCGGAGGAGGAGAUCGAGCGUCUGGAACACGCUAAAAAGAAGCUGCAGAGAGAACUGGACGAGCAGAUUGAGGCCAACGAGCAGCUUCACGGCCAACUGAGCACGCUGAGGAACGAGAUGAGGCGAAGGAAGAAAUCCCCUCCUCUCAUUAGGGACGACGUGAACGAGGUGGAUGACUUUGGAUCUGAUUGACUGACGGGCGUGUGAUGAAAAACAGUCAUCUCCAGACUUUAUGAAGGAAUGCUGGACUGUGAAGAAUCCCUCAUAUCAUAAUUCAACAUAAUUCCAUUAACAACUCAGGUGUGAUUGAAUUGUGUUUCCAGUUGUGAGUAGCAUGGCACCUUUCCAAGGCUGACCUCUUGUGGCAACAUGUAAAACUACAAUAUCUGACAAACUGUUUUACAAUGCAACAAACAGGCUUAUUUACCUCUACUUUUUACUGUUUUCUAAGUUAUUUCUUUGCGGUGUGAGUUAAUAUGAUGCAAACUGCAAAUCUUAAACCGAUUAAUAAACAUAUUAAAAUGCA
Messenger RNA from Acanthopagrus latus (yellowfin seabream), 3631 nucleotides. RefSeq names its product cingulin-like protein 1. NCBI's taxonomy places the organism in Eukaryota, Metazoa, Chordata, Actinopteri, Spariformes, Sparidae. The record is from RefSeq and is a predicted model, not a curated record. Gene Ontology annotation, cellular component: myosin complex.